AAGACUUCCUUUCUUAACAGAAGCUCUCCAAAGCUACAUUUUUCUCGCUGGGAUUAUUUCCCAGGAAAAUUCGAGUGGUUUCUUUCCCCCAUAAAACAAGAGAGGUUCGUUGACUAAUUAUAUCCAGAUUGAUUGAUAUCAUUGAGGACAAAUCUACCCAAUCUUUUUCCUCAGAAAUUGAAUUCCAGAGGUUGCUCUUGGCAUUGCCAUAUGACCUGAGUUUUACCAGUUUUUGAUCUCUAAUUUGGAUCAAACAUCAUCGUAUUUGAGGAUCUUCUUCUAUAAUUUUUUGUUUAUAUUUUUUUUAUUAUUGUUUUAAUGCUCAAUGAUGGCAAAAGGCAUAACUACUACAUCACUGAUUUCACUGCCCGAGCUGUUCUCUCAAACCAUACUUGCCAUAUUUGAUUGCAUUCGUGCUGCCAAGAGCGUCCUUACUCAGAUGGAGAAUUUCGAGAAAUUCUCAAAUUACAUGGAGAAGAUCACACUUGUCUUAAAGGAGUUGUCAAAGUCAAAUGUAGAUGAUUCGGAAAGCUUACGAAAUGCUUUGGAUAUUCUGAACCUGGAGGUUAAAGUUGUGAAGCAGUUAGCUCUUGAGUGUGGAACUAGAAACAAGCUCAUGAUCAGCUGCAGGAAAAUCUUGAAGCAGUUAGAGAACAGCUCAAAGGAGAUUUCUCAAGCACUAAGUCUCAUCCCCUUGGACUCUGUGGAUGGUCUGAGAAUUAGUAAUAAGAUUAGCAGGUUAUGCAAGGAUAUGCUGGGGGCUGAAUAUAGUCCAGGCAUAGUGGAGGAUAAAAUUUUGGAGAAGAAUGAGUCUGGUAUACAAGAGAGGAAUGUUGACAGAUGUUAUGCAAAUGAUUUGCUUGUUUCUGUUGCUGAGGCAGUUGGGGUUCCUGAUGAGCAAUUGGCCUCAAAGAAGGAAUUCGAAGAAUUUAAGACUGAAAUAGAAGAUUCAAAACUGGGAAUAGACACUGCUGAAGCUCCAAGAAUGAAACAGAAUGUUGUGUUGCUUGAAAAGGCUGAUGCUAUAACAUCCUAUGAGGAGAAAGCAAAGAGGUACCUCGAUGAGCGGAAUUCUCUUGGUAUGCAACUUUUGCAGCCUCUUCAGUCGUUUUAUUGCCCUAUCACUAUGGAUGUCAUGGUUGACCCGGUGGAGAUUUCCUCUGGUCGGACAUUUGAGAGAAGUGCCAUAGAGAGGUGGUUUGCAGAUGGAAACAAACUCUGUCCAUCAACCUCAAUUCACUUGGACACUUUGGUUUUACAGCCUAAUAAAACUCUUCGCCAAUCAAUUGAAGAAUGGAAAGAUAGGAACAAGAUGAUCACUAUUGUUUCCAUCAAACCUAAACUUCAGUCAAAUGAAGAGCAAGAAGUGCUCCAAUCUCUCUGUGAGCUGCAGGAUCUAUGCGCCGAACAAGAGCUGCACAGAGAGUGGGUGACAUUUGAGGGUAAUAUACCAAUUCUCAUUGGACUUCUUAGUGCAAAAAAUCGAGAAAUAAGAACACAUGCUCUAGCCAUUCUCUGCAUUCUUGCAAAAGAUAGUCAUGAUAACAAGGAAAGAAUUGCAAAAGUAGAUCAUGCAUUUGAAUCCAUUGUCCGGUCACUUGCCCGCCAGAUAAAAGAAAGCAAGUUAGCAUUACAGUUGUUGUUGGAACUAUCAAGAAGCAGUGCAGUGCGAGAUGUCAUUGGAACCAUUCAAGGCUGUAUAUUUCUUGUAGUAACUAUGCUAAACAGUGAUGAUGAUCAAGCUUCUGGAGACUCAAGAGAGCUUUUGGAUAAUCUUUCUUUCCUCCAUCAAAAUGUUAUAGAGAUGGCGAAAGCAAACUUUUUCAAACCAUUGUUGCAGCUUCUUUCUGCGGGACCAGAUAAUGUUAGAUUGCUCAUGGCUAAGACAUUGUCAGAAAUUGAGUUGACUGAUCAUCAUAAAUUAUCCCUAUUUAAAGAUGGAGCACUAGGACCUCUUCUUCAGUUACUCUCUCAUGAUAAUCUAGGUAUGAAAACAGUGGCAGUUAGAGCCUUUCAGAACCUGUCAAACUUGCCUCAAAAUGGCCUGCUGAUGAUUAAAGAAGGUGCACUUGGACCAUUAUUUGAAAUACUCUAUUGUCAUAGCUUGUCAUCCCCAAGUUUGCGUGAACAGGUUGCAGUUGUGAUUAUGCACCUUGCCAAAUCAACUAAUAGCCAAGAGGCUGGUCAUGAGCAAAUCUCAUUGCUGGAAUCUGAUGAAGAUAUCUUCAAACUAUUUUCUCUGGUUUCCUUGACGGGGCCUGAAAUUCAAAGAAACAUUCUUCAAGCUUUUUGUGAAAUGUGCCAGUCUUCUUCUGGUCGGGACAUCAGAGCAAAGUUGAGACAGCUCUCUGCUGUCCAAGUAUUGGUUCAAUUAUGUGAGGUAAACAACCAAAUGGUGAGAACAAGUGCUGUGAAGCUAUUCUAUUGCUUGACAGUGGAUGGUGAUGAUAUCAGUUUUCAGGAGCAUGUUGGUCAGAGAUGCAUUGGCACAUUGCUCAGGAUCAUAAAAACUUUGAGUGAUGAAGAAGAAGCUGCAGCUGCAAUGGGUAUCAUCUCCAAUCUUCCAAAGGACAUACAGAUAACUCAAUGGCUUCUAGAUUCUGGGGCACUGGAUAUAAUUUUUGCUACCAUAACUGAUGGAAAUAGAAAUGCCUCGCACAAGAAACAGGAAAUAGAGAGUGCUGUUAGAGCACUUUGUCGUUUCACGGUUUCAAUAAAUAGGGAAUGGCAGAAAAAAGUAGCAGAAGCUGGCUUUAUUCCAGUUUUGGUACAGUUACUAGUUUCUGGUACUUGUUUGACAAAACAAAAUGCAGCUGUUUCGCUUAAACAGUUUUCAGAAAGUUCCACUGCCUUGAGCCACCCAGUCAAGAAGACAAGGGUUUUUAUUUGCUGCUUGGCUGCCGCACAAACAGGCUGCCCAGUACACCGGGGAAUAUGUACCGUGGAAUCUUCAUUCUGCAUUUUAGAGGCUAACGCUGUAGAACCCUUAGUAAGGAUUCUUGGGGAGGGAGAUUUGGGAGCCUGUGAAGCUUCUUUAGACGCGCUCUUGACCUUGAUUGACGAUGAAAGACUGCAAAGUGGCUGCCAAGAGCUCGCAAAAGUAAAUGCCAUACCUCCAAUUAUAAAGUUACUGAGUUCAACUUCUACGAAGUUACAGGAGAAGGCUCUUGGGGCUUUAGAAAGGAUAUUUCGGACGGCUGAGAUGAAGCAGAGGUAUGCAACUUUGGCCCAAAUGCCAUUAGUCGACAUUGCUCAAAGGGGUAGUGGUGGAAUGAAAUCCCUUGCUGCUAAAGUGCUAGCUCAGUUGAAUGUUCUUGGUGAACAGUCUUCAUAUUUCUAAUAUCAAAAAUAAAUUCUUUAGAUCGAAGGAUUUAUUAUUCCCUUAACUCAGGGACGAAGAACAUCAUGUGCCAAAACUUUGCUUAAAUGCUUGGUUGGCCUGAAAUGAAUAGUUAGAGUUAUGUUUGUUUCCAGAAAGAGAACAUUCAUCAGGUUAUUCAGUGUAAUUAUUUGACCAAAGCAUUCAGGGUAAUCAACAAAACAGUUCUUCCUUUUUUAAAAAAAAAAAUUACUGUGCUGCAUUCAGUAUUCUAUUUAAUUUUAUUUUCCCUUUUUUUUUAAUAAUAUGUUUUCGACAUGAAUCCAGAAUGAUGAUUUGAUUAGGCCGAGGUUCCUUGGCCUAUGUAAUAGGAUUUCUCCCGUCCAUGAAGUACCAUGGCAGGCUGUGUGUGUUGGCUUUUCUGGGUUGAUUCAAUUUUUUUUAGUAAUGGGGUUGGUCCUGAUAUCAACCAUGGAUUAUUAGUUAAGGACUGUAUAAAAAUAUUAACAGUAUAUGAAAAUAUAAUUGUGCAAA
Molecule: messenger RNA, 3853 nt
Organism: Durio zibethinus
Lineage: Eukaryota; Viridiplantae; Streptophyta; Magnoliopsida; Malvales; Malvaceae
Product: U-box domain-containing protein 44-like
Biological process (GO): protein ubiquitination
Molecular function (GO): protein binding; ubiquitin-protein transferase activity
Source: RefSeq, a predicted model, not a curated record